Molecule: messenger RNA, 912 nt
Organism: Torulaspora globosa
Lineage: Eukaryota; Fungi; Ascomycota; Saccharomycetes; Saccharomycetales; Saccharomycetaceae
Gene: RCI37
Product: Rci37p
Exons: 1
Coding region: 1-912 (303 amino acids)
Source: RefSeq, a predicted model, not a curated record
AUGGGUGAGGAUUCAAGUUCGUCGGAGAAGGCUGAGUUACUCAGCAAACCGUGGUUUCAAGAUGCGUACAAAUCGGCCGUUGACUUUUACAAGAGGGAUGAGCAAUUGGAUGCCAGGGACAGAUUAGAGCUCUCGAAGGCCUACCAAUCGAUUGCCAGAGCGCAGUUCCUGGGGGGCUGGCUUGGCUUUUCCUGUGUGUUUUUACCACCGUUCGCAUACCGGUAUUACAAGACUAAUGCGGUCAGAGGCGUUCGUGUGCCUAGGAACUUCAUGCUGGGGUUGCUGGCGAUGUUUGUCACCACGCGUUGGGCUGGGAAGUACAUGUACUCGCGUAAGCUGGCUGGUUUGGAUCCCGAUGGGAGCCUGGCUAGUAGAAGCAGCUACGAGGAGCAUGACGAAGAAGCAACUCCCGAGUCGAAAACCAGUCUGCAAAGACAGUACGAGAUGAUGAAGCUACUUGACGGCGGGUUUCCUGCCAAAUGGGCUGCUUAUUUUUACAUGACUUACCAGAACCCUGGUAGAAGGCUUCCCAACCCUGAGGUGAAGUUGGAGCAGCUCAAGAGCGGCACCAGUGGUCGCCCAAGCUCGUUCAUGAACCAAAGAGAUCCGCUGCAGCUGUAUUCGGGCCCGGCGUUCGAUAAAAAGGACACCUGGCCGGGGUCCAACACGGCCCCCAACGGUGAAGAAGCCGCUUCAAGGUCUUCCUGGGACGCCGUCCGUCAAUCCACGAAUGCUCCCGGCUCCUCAUGGGAUAGAGUACGGCAGCACAAUGGCUCGAAGCCAAGCAGGCUACACUCCACGCCGGAAGAUCGAGACGAGAAAGAGGACGUCUUAUCUCUUGACCAUCCUACUCAGUCUGAGUUCGAUGCUCUCUUAGAGAGGGAACGAAAGGGAGAAGAUGAUGAGCUUUGA